AUGGACUACACAAAAUAUGGGGAUAGUCAGUCCUACUCGAAUUACAUGAACGACUAUGCUCGAUUAUACCAAGAAAUCUUCACAAAUCGAAGCUAUAACAAAUUGAUGUCGCCGGUUUAUGGGUUAAUGCCGGAUAAUAUAUCUGAAUCUGAUACCCCGCCGCUCAACAUUCAAAUAAAGUUGUUCUACAUUCAGAUUGUUGGAUUGGAAGCCCAGACGCAGGUGCUGUCGACGAUUUACCAGAUAAAAAUGAAAUGGCGAGACCCCCGACUCGCCUGGAAUCCGGAAGAUUACGGUGGCAUUAAGCAAAUAUACCUCAGCGAGAGUUUGCUAUGGCUACCGGAUACAAAUGUUGGCACUGCCACCGGCGCCUCCAUCACGCGCCCGGACGAAAUUCGAGCCCUCCAGGUCCUAAAUACCGGGCGCGUCAAAUGGCCCACGCAAUAUUUCACGGAGAAUAUAUGCAGAAUGCAGGUAUCAAAAUUCCCCUUCGACACCCAGAUCUGCACGAUCCCAUUUUUAACCUGGGCCUAUGAGGCAAAAUUCCUCAAUCUUACUGGUUCGAUGAGUGAUAUACAAAUUCAAAAUCAGGGCAAUGGCGAGUGGCACUUGAUAGACCUAACUACAAUCUAUACGUCGUACGGCCAAGGGGAGGAUGGGAUUGCGAAGAUGAACUACCAACUAAGGCUCCGAAGAGUGCCGAAUUUCUACGUCUACGUCAUCGCGAUUCCUUGCUUUAUUCUCACGAUGCUCUCUGCGCUUGGCAUCGGCCUGACCAGCCUCGUCUCGAUGACCGUACUUCUGCAAAUGCUAGCAGAAGCCAUCCCGAAAACGGUUGCUUUCCCUUUGUUAGGUAUCUACGUAGUGCUUUGCGUCGGAAUAACGUCCUUAUCAUGCGUGCUGGUCGUCGUUUUCCCGCUCGACAACUACCACCGAAAAUCGAACCUAGACGUUCAGAGGUCGAUAGAGAAGCAGAAAUCUAUGGAUUCUAGGUCCUUAUUCAAGCUCUACAUCAACGAACACAUCUUCACCCGACACUUCACCUUUCAUGUCAUCUUCCAGCUCAUCAACCUCAUCGGAUUUAUUAUAUUUUUGUCGUUUUGGAAU
Messenger RNA from Mesorhabditis spiculigera, 1107 nucleotides. The record is from the annotation of a GenBank genome assembly. Lineage: Eukaryota; Metazoa; Nematoda; Chromadorea; Rhabditida; Rhabditidae.